AUGGGUCUUCGUCACUCAUUCAAGCCCCAAGCUGCACUCGCUCUUCUUUCGAACGCCAUUCUAUUCAGCUCGCUUCUCUCUGGUGCAGCAGCUCAGGAUGAUUCUACCAAACUUCGAGACUGCUUGAGCAGCUCCAGCAUUCUAGCUUCUCUGGCAACCUUUUCAGAUGCUGCGAACUGGGAGACUGUCACGUCUCCAUGGGCUCUACGAUUUAACCCUGAGCCAGCCGCUGUCGUUGUCCCUCGCACCAGGGAAGAGAUCGCUGCCGCGUUGGCAUGCGCUGUCGAUGCGGGUGUCAAAGUCUCGCCGCUGAACGGAGGACAUUCCUAUGGAGCCUACGGUCUCGGUGGCGUAGAUGGAGCACUUGUGAUCAAUAUGGAGCGCUUCACUGAAACCACUUUCAAUGAGGCGAAAGGUCUAUUCACUUACGGUGGAGGAAGCCGGGUUGGCCCAGCCGCAACAUGGCUGUGGGAAAACCAUGGGCGUCACUUUCCCCACGUCCGAGCCAACUGGGUCGGUCUUUCUGGUUCAUCUAUCGGUGGUGGCUUUGGUACUACUAGUCGUUUCCUUGGCACUCCGAUGGACAACCUCGAUAGCGUUGAGGUGAUGCUGCACAACGGCACCAUCGUAACCGCUUCCCGCACAGAAAACCCUGACCUUUUCUUCGUCGUGCAAGGUGCUGGCUCGUCCUACGGUAUCCUCUUGUCUCUGACUACCCGUACUUGGAAGCCAGAGUUCGAGGUCGCCACAAACUUCACAAUUUCACUAGGUGCCGUGGACCUUGACACAGGGGUCCAAGCCCUUAUGGACAUUCAAGAGUGGGCCAUGACCGAAGCUCCCGACACCUUCGCCCUGCGAUGGCAGCUUGCUGGCGAGUGGAACGGCAGCGGUUACUUCUAUGGUGACCCGGAUGAGUUCGACGCACUCUUCGCUGGUCUUGUUGAGCGACUUCCAAACACCACCACAACUACCAAGUCCACGGCAGAUUUCUGGACGAUGGAGAACUUCGCCGCUCCGCUGCUCAAUGGCACUGCCGACACCUUCCCUCCGCGCAGCAUGUACCUGCAAGCUCUUGUCUUGCGCGAAGACCAACCUUUCACAUUCGAGUCCGCCAAGGCGCUGUACCAGUACACUACACUCGCCUUUAACCGCACCGACCUGACCGAAUUUGGCUUCUUGGACCUCUGGGGUGGCGUAUCCCGCGAUGUCGACGACUCCCAACAAGCCAUGGCCUACUCCAACAACCAGUGGCUAAUCCGCUGGGAAGGGCGCCUCGCUAACGGCCUGACACAGUGGCCUGCUGAUGGCAUUGAGUACAUGCAAGCUGGUUUUAGGCCAUUCAAGGAGCAGUUGAAGAAGGAAGAUGUACCACUUAGGGGCUUUGUCAACUAUAGAGACACUGAGCUUACUCUGGAGGAGUGGAGCGUCAGGCUUUACGGUGACAACUUUGAGAAAAUGAAGAAAAUCAAAUCGGAGUUAGACCCUCAGGAUGUGUUCACCACCCACGCGCAGAGUAUUCCUUCGUCGUAA
Molecule: messenger RNA, 1530 nt
Organism: Alternaria atra
Lineage: Eukaryota; Fungi; Ascomycota; Dothideomycetes; Pleosporales; Pleosporaceae
Exons: 2
Coding region: 1-1530 (509 amino acids)
Molecular function (GO): oxidoreductase activity; FAD binding
Source: RefSeq, a predicted model, not a curated record